AUGUCGCCGCCGCUGAACUUCCCGUUAAGUCCGCUAUCUCAACUCACUGUAUCCAACUGGGUCGACGAGGUGCUUCAGAGUAGUAGCAGUGGUAGUUACAACUCUCCGACUUCGCUAGCGAGUUGCUGCACACCACAGAGACCGAGUUUCAUUAGAAGCGUCAGUAGUCAUUCCGUUGAAAAUAAUGAGCUUCAUUGUGGUUUUGCUUCUAACCUUUACGACCUCAUCGACUAUGAUUCUGGUCCGCUGAUGAAAGUAUUCAGCACCGGUGAUAUGCACCAGCAGUGUGGUAGGACUUGGAGGGCAGAGAGUCCACUGUUGAAUGAGAGUAAUGCCAUCAUUGAAGGAAUGAGCAGAGCCUGCCGCUACAGUCCCCAGGAAAAGAAACAGAGGAUUCAAAGAUAUCGAUUCAAAAGAAAUCUCCGCAACUUCAACAAGAAAAUUAAGUAUGCAUGCAGGAAAACAUUAGCAGACAGCAGGCCACGCAUCCGAGGACGGUUCAUUAGAAAUAAAGAAAUUCAAAACAAUCCUCAAGUUGAAGAUGAAGAAGAUGAGAUGAACUGGAUUAGCUUUCUAGAUAUCCACUCCCAGCAGCUGCUUUUUAAUCCUUAA
Messenger RNA from Hibiscus syriacus, 612 nucleotides. RefSeq names its product two-component response regulator-like APRR3. Lineage: Eukaryota; Viridiplantae; Streptophyta; Magnoliopsida; Malvales; Malvaceae. Gene Ontology annotation, cellular component: nucleus. Gene Ontology annotation, molecular function: protein binding. Gene Ontology annotation, biological process: regulation of flower development. The record is from RefSeq and is a predicted model, not a curated record. The transcript is spliced from 3 exons. The coding region runs from base 1 to 612 and encodes 203 amino acids.